This is a messenger RNA of Rhea pennata, 4210 nucleotides long. RefSeq names its product acyloxyacyl hydrolase (gene AOAH). The transcript is spliced from 22 exons. Gene Ontology annotation, molecular function: acyloxyacyl hydrolase activity; calcium ion binding. Gene Ontology annotation, biological process: negative regulation of inflammatory response; lipopolysaccharide catabolic process. Bases 11 to 1858 code for a protein of 615 amino acids. The record is from RefSeq and is a predicted model, not a curated record. NCBI's taxonomy places the organism in Eukaryota, Metazoa, Chordata, Aves, Rheiformes, Rheidae.
AGACUCCUCAAUGCCCUUUAGUAACCGCUGGCACAGCGGCAGCCCUGUCUGCGGGGCUGGGCAGAGGCGAGCGCGCAGAGCAGCGUCCGGGGCCCGCUGCCUCCGAGGGAUGAGAGGGUCUAAACAGACGUUUCUUAAUUUAUUCUGCAUCCUCUGGCUCCCGCUUCUCUUGACGGCUGCCUCUCCCUCCCCUCUCACCAGUGGAAAUGACCCGUCGGGCCCUUCGCUCUUCACUGGGGUGUACAAGGGACACACGUGCAUCGGCUGUGUCCUUGUGGUCUCUGUAGUUGAACAGCUUGCACAGUGGCACAACAGUACAGUAAAGGCAGCCUUGGAGAGACUAUGCAACUACAUACCUGAAGAUCUCCAAGGUUUCUGUUACCUACUUGCCGAACUUUACGGACCGCACCUAGCCGAACUCAUAGACAGGGAAAUGAAUGCCGAUGUGGUGUGCCAUUCCUUGAAGCUGUGUAAACAGGAUCCCGGACAACCGAUUUGUCAUCUCUACCCUCCUCCUAAGGAGGGGCUAAGUACUGCAAUAAGGAAAGCAAAAAGGAUUAUGAAGACUUCCAGGAACCUGAAAAGCAUCAUGGGAUUCUCAAAUUUAUGUGAUUUUCCUCUUCUGGAUAUGCUGUGCAAGAAGAUUAAAUAUGUCAUAAGAAAUAAGCUGCCUUUUGAAGAUUUUGAUGGAGAUAAAUUUAGUACCUUCCCAACUUUGAGGGGCUAUCACUGGCGAGGCAGAGACUGCAAUGACAAAAACGCCACCGUGUACCCUGGCAGGCGUCCUGAUAACUGGGAUGUGAAAAGUGAUUCUAACUGUAAUGGCAUAUGGGGGGUGGAUCCAAAAGAUGGAAUUCCCUAUGAAGAGAAAUUCUGCAAAGGUGCGGACUCUCGAGGGGUCGUUCUGCUGGGGGACUCAGCCGGAGCCCACUUCCACAUCCCUCCCGAGUGGAUGACAGUCACACAGAUGUCGGCGAAAGCAUUUGCUAAUCUCCCCAUUGCUUUCGCUGAUGAGCUUGACUGGCCGCAGUUCUCAGAGAUGACUGGAUUUCUGAACUCCACAAUUGGAGGCUGGACAGACUCUCUGUAUCUACGUUUACGCAGGAGAAAUCGCUGUAAUCACAGAGACUUGCAGAACAUUUCCCAAAAUGGUGGUUCUUCAAGAAACCUCCUGGAUUUAAUUAAAAGCCUGGCUAGAAACCAGCUGUUGGACAAUCCAACCAUAGUUGUGUACGCUACAAUCGGGAAUGAUGUCUGCAAUGGGGAACGUGACACAUUGGCUCACAUGACUACACCCAAACAAAUGCUCUCCAACGUCGUGCAAGCUCUGCAGUUCCUGAACUCCCGUCUUCCAAAUGGCAGCCACGUGAUUUUAACAGGCUUAGUAGAUGGCCGCUUUCUCUGGGAUAACUUACAUGACAGAUACCAUCCUCUAGGGCAGCUGAACAAAGAUGUCACAUACAGUCAACUUUAUUCUUUCCUUAACUGCCUGCAGGUGAGUCCUUGCAGUGGCUGGCUGACUUCCAACGAGACCCUCAGGAAUUUGACCUCAGAGAGAGCAUUACAACUCUCCAAUGUCCUAAAAGAAAUAGCAAGAUCUGAGAAAUUCAGCAACUUUGAUAUUUUCUACAUGGAUUUCCCACUGAGACAAACGGCGGCCGAGUGGCGCCGGAUGGGCGGCGAGCCCUGGCAGCUGAUCGAGCCUGUCGACGGCUUCCACCCCAGCCAGAUUGCCGCAGCACUCGGAACAAGCAUUACCUGGCAGAAGGCAUUACAUGAAUGGCCUCAAGUGCUUGGAAAGGAGAAUCCUUAUAACAACCAGAUUGAGGCUAUAUUCAGAGAUCAAGGUGGACACUGAUUUCAAAACUGCUAGAGCCCUACAGCACAUUUACGGUGAUGCUUCUCAGUGCAUUCCAGGAAACAAGAUGAUUAAAGACAGAAGAAGAUGAGAGAGCAUACAAGACAUCAAAGUCGGACUGCUUCUUCCCCCGAAUAGCAGUACAAAGAGCCAGUGAGGAUAGCACAACAGCACCCUUUUCAAUGUUGUAUCUUAGCUACAAAGUCUGCCACCUCUACAAGCAGGCCAUGUUUUUGCUGUGGAGCCACAAAAAUAAAAUCACAGGGUGCCUGUGAGCCAGGCCACUUAUUGUACUAGUUUGCAAAUCCAUAACUUGUUCUACUUAUGACAAAUUCCUAGCCCUACCUCAUCUUUUUUUUUUUUUUUUUUUUUUUUUUUCCUGCAAAAGCAUCUUUCUGGGCUUUCCAUUUAUACUAUUUCAACAGUUAAUCUGAUCCCAAAAGGGGAAGAAAAAAACCCAAACUCAUUAUGUUGCUCUAAACUGUGUAUAUGUAGUUGCCCUGACUGUCAAUACAUUAUUUAGCUGCUAUUUGCUUAUUAAAACGUGCUAGGAAUAACAAGGCACCAGAAUUUUGAUUUGCCUGCAGUAUUAGUUCAGCCUGACUGUGCACAGGUUCUUUUCUCCCACCAUUAACAAGACAGUAACUUGACAACCCUUCAUGUAUCUACAAUAGGUUGCUUUUUAAAGCUUUAAUACAUUUUUAGUCUCUUGCCUCAGAACAAAUGCAAUAGGCCCAGUCCUGUGCCUUUUACAGAUAUGACCUAGAGAAUCACUGAAGCUGAUGAGCAAUCCUUACCUGCACUACUUUACAUGUAGAACAGAGAGUUCAGAAUGACUAGGAGUUCUUUGAUCAGCUUACCCAAGGAGGUAAAGGGAGGAAGAAAUUAAAAAUUAGAGAGAGCUCUACCCACUGCAGCCCUAAUGGUGAUAAAGCAUUUGUAUCUUUCCUAUUAUCAGGCAAAAUACAACUGGCACUAACCACACUUGGAAAAAUCUGGUAAAUGCAAAGUGUUCACACAACACAACUAAAAUCCAUCUAAACUAACCAAAGCACAAACUUGGUCAGCUCCUUGCUCUGAAUUUGUCCAAUGCUUAAGGCACUGGGUAUCUUCACAUAUGAUCCACCUUGUAGUUAAAAAAAUAAAUAAGAUGGCCUGGCCAUACACAGACCCGCGCACACUGGCCACUGGAGAUGCAGCUGAUCAAUAUUUUGAAUGGGCAGAGGGUGACUUGCAAGCCCUGUCUUGAUUGAAGAGUGUAUUUUGCUAUCCUAGGUCCUUAAUUUUUAUUGGUGCAGGCACAACUGCAUCUUUUAUUAGAUAAGAGUACCUCUGGGACAACUAACAUUUGAGGAAACAUUCAAGUCACCUAACCUUAGGAAACCAAACGGGAAUACACACCUUAACAGAAUGACACUUACUAAAAAGGCUUCAAUUCAUUCAAGGCAUUUAGAUGCCACCAAAAUAUCAGCUAUCCGCCAGGAAACAGUUUCAGCUCUACAGAAGCAUGUCUCAGGAAGACAGUAUUGAAAGUGGGAGAAAGAAGCCUACCUGCUUCCUGUACAACUUCUCGCUGCCAAGUAGCAUAACAUUCAAUACACAUGGGCCAGGUGGAACAUCAUAUAACUAUUUCUUUACCUAUUUAGACUUCCUAUCUUUCAUUAAAAAUAGGAAAAGAACAAAAAAACCAAGAGCAUCCAUGUGAUUUUACUACAGACCAGGAACAGAGACAAUUAUACAAUCAGAUCAGAUAAUUUCUAAUACACCAAAGUUUGGAAGCAUAGCAAUUAAAGGCAGGGGGAGGGGAGACAACAACACUGUGUUUAGCAGCCAAAUUUCCAGGCAAUCCCACUGCAAAUUAUUGUAUUCCAUUUGAGGUUCAGCUUUAAUAAUUCCAAUUAGGAGUUUUAUAAGCUAGUAAAACUGAAAUUUCCUCAGCUAAAAUAGGCUUCAUGGCCCAGAGCAGAGUAUGUUCCAUUUUUAGACUUUUUCUUUUAUGUGAGCAUCUUGAAUUUUUGAACAAUGGAAAAAAAGUUUCUUAUGAAAUUGAAAUGACUUGUUCUCAAUUAAAAAAAAAAAAAAAAAAAAGUACCUGAAUCCCAAGGCUCUUAGAUUUACCCUAGCAGUAUAAUUACUCGAUAUUUGAUGCAGUAAGAGUUUUUGAGGGAUUUCAUGAAAUGGGUUUACCACUGGUGACAGAGCACCAGCCAAACUAUUUUCUCACUCCUCAGAGCAAUCCCUGCAGUUCAGCACUAAAAUUAGGCUGUACACAGCAACUUGAUCUGUAACUAAUGUUACAACUACUUGUGAAUAAAAAUGAUUUUCUGGCCUAUUAUGCCAUCACCUUUACAA